Molecule: messenger RNA, 501 nt
Organism: Durusdinium trenchii
Lineage: Eukaryota; Dinophyceae; Suessiales; Symbiodiniaceae
Source: the annotation of a GenBank genome assembly
AUGGAUAUCCCAUUGGGUGAAUCAGCCGAGCAGCAGCAGGUCGGGCCACCGGACCGGACGCGCUUAGUGACGCAACACACCUUUCUGAGGGCCUUCUUGGAACGCCACGGCUUCACAAGUGUCAGCAGUGAACGAAGCCUGGGAAGUGAGCGUGCAAAUGUCCAGCGUUCGCUGGUCACCACGGACGGCUACUACCCGCUUCAUGUGGCCGCACAGUACGGUGACCACGAGAUUCUGGGCCUCCUGCUAGAGAGCCGGGUCGAUGUGGAGCAACUCUCUCCCAAAGGCUUGACGGCCAUUGAGGUCGCCGAAGCGGAGAACCGAAAUGGCUCCCAUAGCUACGUGUUAUUCCUGCUCCGGGAUGCUGUCGCGCUGAAAAGGCAAGAGGAGCGACAGCACAAUCGCGCUAUGAGCGGAGAGGUGCUAGUCUCACGUCGAAGUUGCGAUUGUACCGGCAUUGGUUGCAACAAUUGCGAACAGCUCUUCCGCGCUUCUUUUUGA